Messenger RNA from Penicillium bovifimosum, 1773 nucleotides. RefSeq lists its product as uncharacterized. The transcript is spliced from 3 exons. The record is from RefSeq and is a predicted model, not a curated record. Lineage: Eukaryota; Fungi; Ascomycota; Eurotiomycetes; Eurotiales; Aspergillaceae. The coding region runs from base 1 to 1773 and encodes 590 amino acids.
AUGCCCUGCUUCAAAGGGCUCGCCGUGAGCAUUCACACCCCUGAUGGCCCAAUUCCCGAAUACUCCAUUCAACGCCAAUCCCGAGCUUCACGGAUAGGCUGCUUUAUUCCUGUGCCACCGCCUAAAAUUCCCGAGUCAGGGACUGGUAAAGCGGAGCAAUCAACCUUUGCAAUUUCCAUCACCCUCCUCAAUCCGGAUCAAGAUGUUCCGUACUCAGCUCCGAAGCCGACAGCCGAUUGCCCCUCGCCCAAACCGAAGGUUGUGGGUAAACUGCCCGGGCAGCCAGGCCAAAUCGCUGGAGCGGUCGCACCAUAUCAAGGCUUGACAAACUCGCCAAAUGAGACCGUGGCUGCAUACAUUUACUUCGAUGGAAGACAGAAGGAGGAAGUAGCCACACUGCUGCGGCGCGGAGAAGAGACAUGGGUGAACUCACGCUGGGUCAGCGUGCCAGACUCGGAAGGCGGGGGCAUUGCCGAGCGUGAAUUCUUGUUUCGCGAGGUCGGUCUUGAGCGCUGGCUCAACGGACUGGACCUGGAAGGCAAGGACGCGGCAGCCAAAAUUGAGCGUCGGCGACAGAAGAUGGAAAAACGGCGGGCAAAGCGCGCGACCGAGCAAGACCUGACCGCUAUGGAAAAAGACAUGACCGCUAUGGAAAUGGAGGACAACCACCCUGUCAAGUCGAAGACGAUUAUGCGAUAUGGCAAUGACGAGAAGUCGCCCCUCGAGGAUGUCUCAGAUGCCGAGCUCUCCUCAGACUCAGACGACGAUGAUCCAAUUCCCGAGACAGCGGGUCAAAUCAAGAUCGCUUUGUUCCGAGUAUUGGCGUCCGGGGAAAUCAAGCGGGGCGAAUACUCCCCGCAAUUCGAUGCGCACGAUGAUGAAGAGGGUACGCAGGAUAAUAGCGCCGGAGACGCCGAUAUUGAUCACACCACGAGUUUCGCAAAGCCCAAAACGCUUGACCCGAAGACCAUUAGUACGCAGACUGUCACUGGUAUUGACCCAACUGAUCAGCCAUAUGCGAUCUUUACUUUCAUGUAUCGCGGUGAACGUCAACUACAGAAGAUGGGCAUCUUGAAAGAUUCCAAGGCGCAAGAAACGCCUGCUGCCGCCAAGCGAAAAUCACUACAGGUUGAUCUAGCCAGCCUUGGUCCGAUCAAGCCUGGUGGCUCUGUCGGAUUCCUUAAUUUCCGCGAAACCGACGCCAAAUCGCGCAAGGGCAAGAAGAGCCAGGAUGAUAUGGAUAGUGAUGACGACGAGAACGACAACCCCAUACUUGGCAAGGCAGACGAUGAAGAGGCCAGGGAUGACGACCGGUUUUUGUCUCCGGAUGAUAUUCAACGUCAGGGAGAGCUGGCAGAGAGCUUGCGGAAGAUUCGACUUAAGCGUCAGCACUCCGCAGAACCCCCUGGAGGCAGCGUCGGCGAUUCUAUGGAUUCCCCUGCUUCUGGAUCGACGCCGCCUGCAAACGAGCGCUCGGCAACACCGCCGAAAACUGCGACCGCUGAGCCUGGCCUUCCCGAACCUACUCAGCCAGUCGAAAUUUCAGAUGGGCUUUUCGGAAGCCCACUGAAGAAACAGCGUGCAAGCGUCUCGACCGCCGAUGAGAACGCUCUUCGACGCCGCAUUGCCGAAUCUUCUGGUAGAAUCAGCGAAGUCUUGGGCUCUUCCGCCCCUGCUGAGUCCGCCUCGACCAAUUCUAACACAAUCGCGGAUACGUUCAGUCUGACACCCGAGCUUUCUGUCGGACCCAAACCCACUGAAGAGGAGUUGUGA